AUGCCGAAAGGAAGCGAUCGCGUGGCGGCGUUAAGAAAUCUAGGCCUUACUUUUGAGGAAGGCGACCGACGGAUAUCCAAAUUAGCUACACCCACCGCAACCGACAAGAUGCCCACCUUUGUGGAUGCGAACCAAAUCGAGAUACUUUUACGUCGAAAGCUGAUGCAAGGAAGAUCCAACGAGCAAGACGAGUCGACCUCCACGUAA
Molecule: messenger RNA, 207 nt
Organism: Radiomyces spectabilis
Lineage: Eukaryota; Fungi; Mucoromycota; Mucoromycetes; Mucorales; Radiomycetaceae
Exons: 2
Coding region: 1-207 (68 amino acids)
Source: RefSeq, a predicted model, not a curated record